AUGCGGCACGCCGUUUCCGUCACCCUCCUCUAUAUAUACCCCACAUCCUCUCCCCUUCUUCCUUCACCAAGACGCAAAAUUAACAAACACAUUCUCAAAGCUUUCUUCGACAUGGUGUUCACGAUGCUAAACUCACCCGCCGUCACCCUGGCGACUUUCGUCACCGUCCUAUUGGUCCUUGUUACGGCGUCGGAUGGGAGGGUUAUGAUGGUGGGGGAGAAGACGGACAUGGGAGACGUGAGGAGGAACAAGGAGGUGCAGGAGCUGGGGAGGUUUUCUGUGGACGAGUACAACGAGAGAGUCGGAGUAAACGGAGUCCUAGGAGGACGGAAGAAGAAGGUGGAGUUCAUGAAGGUGGUGGAGGCAAAGAAGCAGGUGGUGGUUGGGACGAAGUAUUACCUGAAGAUAUGGGCUGUGGAUGAGAAGGGACGUUACAGAGAGUUCGAUUCGGUGGUGGAAGUGAAGCCAUGGCUGACUCAGAAUGCUAAGCAGUUACUUAGCUUUGCUCCUUCUCAUACUAAAAGAGAUCAGAAAGUUAACGAUGAUGAAGAUGAUGAUGUUCUUAGUGAUGAAUCUGUGUUGAAUAAGAAGCUUGUCUCAAGUAUGUAG
Molecule: messenger RNA, 609 nt
Organism: Neltuma alba
Lineage: Eukaryota; Viridiplantae; Streptophyta; Magnoliopsida; Fabales; Fabaceae
Product: cysteine proteinase inhibitor 2-like
Exons: 2
Coding region: 1-609 (202 amino acids)
Molecular function (GO): cysteine-type endopeptidase inhibitor activity
Source: RefSeq, a predicted model, not a curated record